GAAAUGAUGUGACGUCGUUCUUCAAGGUCUUCGCCGAAAUUUUCUUCUGUUAUUAAUUGCGGCGUAUUAAGAAUUUAAUAUGGCUGCAAAUAAUUAUUUUGGAUUUACUACAGGAGGAACACAAUAUGGGAGUGCUACACCUUCCACAGCGAAUUAUUCUGCUGCUAACCAGGCAACUGCUGGCUACACUGUGCAGCACUCAGCUCAACCCUAUGCAGCAGCUGCUACUGCUCAGCGCUCCAGUCAGUCUGCAUAUGAAAGUUACCAACAACCUACACACACAACUACAAAUUAUCCAUAUGCAUCUAGGCAACAGACAACAUAUGAGAAAGCUCAAACUUAUUACCAGACUCAAGUUCCCUAUUCGACAACUGAAACUCCACAUUACCAAAGUGUGAGUAACAAUAAGCCAGUAUAUUCUACUACAACCAAUGUGAACUACAAUGCUCGACAAGCUUCUUCAGCAAAAGCUCAGACACAGACUGCACAGCCAUCAGCGUCAUCAUAUCUGUAUUCGACUGGUGCAUCUUCUGGAAAUUCUACAUCUAAUUAUAGUUCUACAUACAAUAGCUCUGCUGCUACAACAACUUACUCAGCAUCUAUGUAUGUGCAACAGUCAUCUGUUUCUGUGCAGCCUGUUCAGGCUGCUGUUCAAACUAGCAUUGUACAACCCACGCAACAAGUACAAGCUAUUCAAACUUCAAAUACUAGUGCAGUAACAACUCCCAAAACACAAGGGAACAGCUGGAUGUCUUUCAAGAAAGGCCCAGUCAGAAUGGCUCGACCAAAACUUCCUCCUAAGCCUCAACAAUUGCAUUAUUGUGAAGUUUGUAAAAUCAGCUGUGCUGGACCACAGACUUAUCGAGAACAUCUUGAAGGACAGAAACAUAAGAAAAAAGAAGCUGCUGCUAAAACUGGAACUGUAGUCCAUCAUGUAUCUAGGGGUGGAACAACUUUAAAAUGUGAACUUUGUGAUGUUACUUGUACUGGAUCUGAUGCUUAUGCUGCACAUAUUAGAGGAGCCAAGCACCAAAAAGUUGUGAAACUUCAUACAAAAUUAGGAAAACCCAUUCCUUCAACAGAACCUCAAGUUGUUCACACGGGUACAACUAAUGCUACAAAUAAAGCUGCAGCUGCUGGAAAUAAAACGCCUACUAAAGGUAAUGCUGCUAAAAAGACUGGUCCGCCUAAAAUUACUUUUGUUGCUGCUACAAAGGCUGAAGAAAAUGCUGAUGUCAAAGAAGACAAUGAAGAAGAAAAAGGAGAUAGUUCCAAAGAAGAUGAUGUUCAGCCUGUAGGUCAAGAUUAUAUUGAUGAAAUUAAGAAUGAAGAAGGCAAAGUUGUUAGUUUCCAAUGUAAAUUAUGUGAAUGCAAAUUUAAUGAUCCUAAUGCUAAAGAAAUGCAUAUGAAAGGUCGUAGGCAUAGGCUGCAAUACAAAAAAAAAGUAAAUCCUGAUUUAGUAGUUGAUAUCAAACCUAGUCUGCGCCAUCGUAAGAUUCAAGAGGAAAGGCUACGUCGUCAACAAAUGAUGGACGACUAUUUUAAAAGAAGGGAAGAAGAAAGAUGGCGAGAAGAAAUGAGUGGUGUGAAUUUUAGGUUAAUGGAAGAGGAAGAACGACUCUAUUGGGAGGAACGAAGACGCUAUGAAGAAGAAUUGGAACUAUAUGAAUGGCAUAGGCGCUAUAAUAGAGAACCACGGAUGGGACCACCAAUGCCUCCUCCCCCUCCUCGACCUUAUAUGAUGGGAAUGCCUCCUGGUGUGAUGGGACCUCAGGGUAUGAGGAGACCUGAUACAGUGGAUGAUCGUCAUGUUAUGGCUAAGCACACCCAGAUAUAUCCUAAAGAAGAAGAAUUAAAUGCUGUUCAGAAAAUUAUCACAAAUUCAGAGAAGGCUCUGAAACUUGUAUCAGAUUGUCUAACAGAAAAGACCGAUAAAAAAGAACCUCCUAAAGUAACUGUCAAAACAGAAGAAAAAUCUUCAGAUUCCAAAUCAUCUGCAGCAACAGAAGGGAACAAAGAAAAUAAAGAGAAAGAAGCUCCUCAACCAUAUCGUGUAUUAAAGGGAGUCAUGCGUGUUGGAUCUCUUGCUAAAGGUCUUGUUCUGACGGGUGAUUUGAAUGUAAAGCUUGUUGUGAUGUGUGCCGAAAAACCUACAAGAUCUCUUUUAGAAAAAGUUAUGGAACACCUUCCAAAACAAUUAGCUAUUGUUGCACCAGAGGACAAAUAUGAAGUUACAAGAUGCGUGGAAGAAGCAGCCAUUGUUAUAACUUCUGCUACUGACCCAAAAAUAGUUGUGACUGUUACACUGACAUCCCCUGUGAUGCGUGAAUCUAACACUGAUCCAAACGCCCCUGGAGAGACUGUUACCGAUCCACCGGAUGUACUGGACAGGCAGAAAUGCCUGGACGCCUUGGCCGCCUUGAGACAUGCCAAGUGGUUCCAGGCUAGAGCAAGUGGACUUCAAUCUUGUGUUAUGGUAAUACGCAUCCUAAGAGAUCUUUGUCAACGUGUACCUACCUGGAGCCGCUUGAAUGGCUGGGCCAUGGAAUUGCUCGUCGAAAAAGUGUUAAGUAGUUGUGGACAGCCGCUGAGCCUUGGCGAUGCCCUGAGACGUGUUUUUGAAGCUAUUGCAUCGGGCAUUCUUUUACCUGGAUCAUCUGGUUUGCUUGAUCCAUGUGAAAAAGACCCUACAGAUGCUGCAGGUAGUCUAACAAAUCAAGAAAGAGAAGAUAUUACUGCUAGUGCGCAGCAUGCUUUGCGACUGAUAGCUUUCCGUCAAAUUCAUAAAGUUUUAGGAAUGGACCCCUUGCCUCCUCCAAAAUUCACUCGAGGACCUUUCCCACGAAAACGAAGACGUGAUAAUAGCACUAGUGAGGAUAAGGAUUCAGAAGGAGCCAAUGGACAAAAGAAAGACAAGAAGGAAGACGACAAGCCUGAAAAAAUGGAAACAUCUGAAUCUAAAGCAUGUUAAGCAAAUUGACGAUAUUUCAAAUUGCAUUUCUUGUAGAAUUCUUAGCUUAAUUUAAGUAUAUAAUCUGGUGUUUGUUACGCACCUGAAUGUUUGGAGGACAUUGCGUUAAUAUUACCAGUUUUGUGUAGAAUAUUAUUUUCCUGUCAUGUUCAUCACUUAUGCAUAUUUUCCCAUUUGGUAUCAAUGCCAUGUGCGAACCAAAAUUAUCGUUAAUAAUUGUGGACUUGUUUAUGUAAAAUUCAUGGAGCAUAGCAUGAUAGAAUUCACAACACAUGCUGUUUUGUUUUGUUUACGUCACAGCAUUUUGCUGUGAAAUAUUUUUUUUAACUUGGUAUUGAAGAUGGUACACAAUUAUGCUUUAGUCCCAUUGUAUAACUUUUGUCAUUAAAUAUUAUGUAUUUAA
This is a messenger RNA of Argiope bruennichi, 3374 nucleotides long. Its product is annotated as zinc finger RNA-binding protein-like. Gene Ontology annotation, molecular function: zinc ion binding; single-stranded RNA binding; double-stranded RNA binding. The record is from RefSeq and is a predicted model, not a curated record. NCBI's taxonomy places the organism in Eukaryota, Metazoa, Arthropoda, Arachnida, Araneae, Araneidae. Gene Ontology annotation, cellular component: precatalytic spliceosome. The coding region runs from base 80 to 2971 and encodes 963 amino acids. The transcript has 22 exons.